Knipowitschia caucasica is the source of this 792-nucleotide messenger RNA. The record is from the annotation of a GenBank genome assembly. Lineage: Eukaryota; Metazoa; Chordata; Actinopteri; Gobiiformes; Gobiidae.
AUGACGGCGUCUGGGGGCCACACAGAGCGUCUGACGGACAGCCCACCUGCCACACGCACUUUGAUCUGUGCUCGCUGCAAACAGACCAGCGCCGAGCAGCCAAGCACCAGCAUUAGUGCUCUUAACUACACAACAACCACGCAGACCAGACAGAAGGACCCCAUCACUGAUUACAUCUCCUACUCCAUCUCCUACUCCAUCUCCUACUCCAUCUCCUACUCCAUCUCCUACUCCAUCUCCUACUCCAUCUCCUACUCCAUCUCCUACUCCAUCUCCUGCUCCAUCUCCUGCUCCAUCUCCUGCUCCAUCUCCUGCUCCAUCUCCUGCUCCAUCUCCUGCUCCAUCUCCUGCUCCAUCUCCUGCUCCAUCUCCUGCUCCAUCUCCUGCUCCAUCUCCUGCUCCAUCUCCUACUCCAUCUCCUGCUCCAUCUCCUGCUCCAUCUCCUGCUCCAUCUCCUGCUCCAUCUCCUGCUCCAUCUCCUGCUCCAUCUCCUCAUCUCUGCUCCAUCUCCUGCUCCAUCUCCUGCUCCAUCUCCUGCUCCAUCUCCUGCUCCAUCUCCUGCUCCAUCUCCUGCUCCAUCUCCUACUCCAUCUCCUACUCCAUCUCCUACUCCAUCUCCUGCUCCAUCUCCUACUCCAUCUCCUACUCCAUCUCCUGCUCCAUCUCCUGCUCCAUCUCCUGCUCCAUCUCCUGCUCCAUCUCCUGCUCCAUCUCCUGCUCCAUCUCCUGCUCCAUCUCCUGCUCCAUCUCCUACUCCAUCUCCAAUCCAUCUACUACUCCAUCUCUUACUAA